Messenger RNA from Amyelois transitella, 1200 nucleotides. RefSeq names its product pyrroline-5-carboxylate reductase 3 (gene P5cr). Lineage: Eukaryota; Metazoa; Arthropoda; Insecta; Lepidoptera; Pyralidae. The record is from RefSeq and is a predicted model, not a curated record. The transcript has 5 exons. Gene Ontology annotation, molecular function: pyrroline-5-carboxylate reductase activity. Gene Ontology annotation, biological process: L-proline biosynthetic process. Bases 120 to 938 code for a protein of 272 amino acids.
CAUUUGCCAACGUGGGAAAAUAAGUAACAAUAUUUUAGUUCAGCAAAGCAAAACAAUUCCAAUAGGCGGCUCUUUUUCUAAAGAAAAUCUGUUAAUUUAUUUAAAAUAUCCCCGAAAAAAUGUUUAAUUUAGGUUUCAUUGGUGGCGGGAAUAUGGCCACCGCAAUAGCUAAGGGAAUUUUAAAUGAUAAUGCUCAUCCAUCAUCAAAUAUGUGGGUGUCUGGACCCCGAUUACACAACCUGAGACAAUGGAGUGAAUUUGGGGCUAAUACCACAACGAAAAAUGGUGAAGUAUUUGCUAAUUGUGAUGUGGUGUUUCUGGGUGUUAAACCAAACAUGUUGAACACAGCUGUUGAUGAAUGCAUCAGUACUUUACCUAGUGGUAAAUCCAAACCAGUUCUGUUUAUAUCCAUGCUUGGCGGAGUUACUAUUGACCAAUUACAUAAGGCUCUUAAAUCCCUGAAUGUAAAUGUUAUCCGUAUCAUGCCGAACACACCAAUGAUGGUGGGGACGGGAGCAUGCCUGUACACUCCUGAUUCAACUGUUUCUGAGGAACAGUGUUUCUUGCUUGAAAAGCUGUUGAAUGGUUGUGGAUUGUGUGAGAAGGUGCCUGAGUACCUUAUAGAUUCCCUUGGGAGUUUGACAGCAUGUGGUCCAGCAUUUAUGUACAUAGUGAUAGAGGCCUUAGCUGAUGGAGCUGUGAAGCAGGGUGUUCCUCGUGAUACAGCUAUCCGCAUGGCUGCCCAAAUGGUCAAGGGCAGCGGGCAGAUGGUCCUGAAGGCGGGCAAGCAUCCUGCAAUCCUUAAGGACGAGGUGUGCUCUGCAGGAGGAUCCACUAUUUGUGGAGUGGCUGCCUUGGAACAGGGGAAGAUAAGGUCUACAUUGAUUGCCGCAGUUGAAGCAUCAACAUUGAGGAGCAGAGAGCUGGGAAAGAAGUAAUAGAAGAAUAAUGAUCUGAAUUAGUAUAAAUUUUAUUCUCACACUUAUAUAAUAUGGUUAUGUUAUUUAUUUUAUUUACACCAUGACAACUACAUUGAUAGUUUGUGAUCGAUAAGCGUCCUUUUAUCAACAAUAAAAUAGCACAUAGUUUUUUUAUCACUCAAUUCGCAGUAUUUAUGACUUAAUAUCUGCUGGAUUUAUCUGAUCUCGAAUUAUUGAUCAGAUAAGAUUCUUAGUAACAUUGACGAAAUCAAUUUGUUUU